Linum tenue is the source of this 542-nucleotide messenger RNA. Lineage: Eukaryota; Viridiplantae; Streptophyta; Magnoliopsida; Malpighiales; Linaceae. The record is from the annotation of a GenBank genome assembly.
AGGCAAUUAGGGAGCAGAGUCUUUCGUCAAUCUGGUUCACUACUUGAUUUGGGAUGAUUUUGAUGAACAGGGGAAAAAACAAGAGAAAUAGCCCGGCUAGUGGAAUCUAUCAGAGGAAAACGAGAAAGCUGACUGAUGAAGAAGAAAGGAAGGCCUUUUUGGCAAACGAAAUUGUUGUAUAUGAUUGAUUGGCCAUUCUCCCUUCUCUUUGGGGGCUUUGGCUCUCUUAUUAUUCACGUCCACGGUUCAUAUUUUGAUCAUCUUGGUGACCUUUCUUCGAAUACAAUCCUUUUAAGGGGAAAACGUGAUUCUUUAGCUUAUGUUGUAAUAAUGCAUGCAUGUGAGGUGCAUAUACUGUGCAUUUUCAUGUAUCAAGUGUAAUUUAUUGUUGAUUGGCAAGAGAAGUACUUCAAUCAAAUUGAUGUAGUAAUUGUGUUUGUGUUGAGUAUUUUCUGUUAUAUCUUCUCUGUACUGAGAGCAGGUAACUAACUGCGAAUGAGGAGUUGAUCUAGUGGUUUUAUUAUGAUUCUUCAAUAUAGAGG